AUGCAGACGUGGAAACGGCAGCUUACCGAGUAUUUCUUGCUGGCUCGUACCGAUCCAGACCCCAAGGCUCCUGCCAGCAAAGCCUUCACUGGAUUCAUCGUGGAAGCGGAUAGCCCUGGCAUCCAGAUUGGAAGAAAGGGGACGCCGCAGAAGGACGUUGUGAUCAGCCCCGAUGCCCCCAGCACGUUGCUCUCCGAGAAACACGCCGACUAUAUUGCUUCGUAUGGAGCAAAGAAAGACGAUUACGAAUACUGCAUGUCGGAGUACCUGAGGAUGAGUGGUGUUUACUGGGGGCUGACAGCAAUGGAUCUGAUGGGGCAGCUGCACCGGAUGAACAAAGAAGAGAUUCUGGCAUUCAUCAAAUCAUGCCAGCACGAAUGUGGUGGAAUAAGUGCCAGCAUAGGUCAUGAUCCUCAUCUUCUCUAUACCCUCAGUGCUGUCCAGAUUCUUAUCUUAUAUGAUAGUCUCCAUGUUGUUGAUGUAAAUAAAAUUGUUGAAUAUAUACAGAACUUGCAAAAAGAAGAUGGAUCAUUCGCUGGAGACAAAUGGGGAGAAGUAGAUACAAGGUUCUCCUUCUGUGCUGCAGCAACUCUUGCACUUCUGGGAAGGCUGGAUGCUAUUGAUGUGGGGAAAGCAGUAGAAUUUGUUCUGUCCUGUAUGAACUUUGAUGGAGGAUUUGGCUGCAGACCAGGUUCUGAAUCACAUGCGGGACAGAUCUAUUGUUGCACAGGAUUUCUGGCCAUUACAGACCAGUUGCAUCAAAUCAAUGCUGACUUGCUGGGUUGGUGGCUUUGUGAACGUCAGUUACCUUCAGGAGGUCUAAAUGGACGGCCAGAGAAGCUACCUGAUGUAUGUUACUCGUGGUGGGUGCUAGCAUCUCUGAAGAUGCUUGGUAGGUUACAUUGGAUUGACAGAGAGAAACUGCGCUGUUUUAUUUUGGCUUGCCAGGAUGAGGAAACUGGAGGAUUUGCUGACAGACCAGGAGAUAUGGUGGACCCAUUUCACACCUUAUUUGGAAUAGCUGGACUAUCUUUAUUAGGAGAAGAACAAAUUAAGGCUGUCAAUCCUGUCUUUUGUAUGCCAGAAGAUGUCCUUCGAAGAAUAAAUGUACAGCCUGAGCUUGUGAGCUAA
This is a messenger RNA of Chaetura pelagica (chimney swift), 1131 nucleotides long. RefSeq names its product Rab geranylgeranyltransferase, beta subunit (gene RABGGTB). Gene Ontology annotation, molecular function: Rab geranylgeranyltransferase activity. Gene Ontology annotation, cellular component: Rab-protein geranylgeranyltransferase complex. The record is from RefSeq and is a predicted model, not a curated record. Lineage: Eukaryota; Metazoa; Chordata; Aves; Apodiformes; Apodidae. Bases 1 to 1131 code for a protein of 376 amino acids. Gene Ontology annotation, biological process: protein geranylgeranylation. The transcript has 10 exons.